AUACAAACUAGUAGUAGAGUAAGGACACCAUCCACCACUCUAAUUUGCCCCAAGACAUCCCGUUGCGUUUGAUUCUGUCUAGGUUUUUUGCAGGACUCAGAGCUGACAGAUAAGCAGAAGCACAGACUGGCUCUCCAGGAGAACAGACCCCCCCAGCUUCACACGACCAACACAUCCGUGUCAAAAUUUUUCGAUCUGAUUAAUUUGCAUUAGAAACUCAAUCAGUGUGCCGAGGUGUGUCCAGACGUAUACAUAAGCCGCCUCCCAGGACAGUCCCCCCAGUGGUUUGUUGUUUUUUUCUUUCAUUUUCAUUUGCAUUUGCGUUUAGCACAACAGGAUGACUUCCUUACAUAACCCCGUGACGGAAUCGUAUUACCAAGACCCCACGCCGUCGUAUUACCAUCCUCGAGGUUCUCCCUCGGGUGGAUCGGUGUCGGGACUCCCCGGCCAGAUCAACGGCGGUGUGCCCGUUUCUGGAGACCAAUCCAACGGUGGCGCCCCGAUGCCAUCGUCAGGCCCAGGCCAGGGCCAAGGCCCAAUCCCCAACUCCAACAACAAUAACACCGGUAAUAACCCCACCAACAAUAACAACACUGCUACUUAUUACAACGAGUCUACCCAACCACUAGAUCAACAACAAACGCUUCGCCAGGACGCAGGUGUUUAUGACAAUCUGAGUGGAACAGGCACUCAACCAAGCACCUACUACCACACGCCGGAAACCUCUUCACAACCACCACGGCAACCAUCUCAACACGUAGGAGUACAGUCUAUCCAACAGCCUGCGGUCGGGAACAUACCCACACACGUACCGCAGCAACAAGCUCAAGCAGCACCAGAACAACCAUUCUAUGUGAACGCCAAACAAUACCAUCGGAUAUUGAAAAGAAGAAUUGCUAGAGCCAAAUUGGAGGAAAACUUGAAGAUUGCAAGAACUAGAAAACCAUACCUUCAUGAGUCAAGACAUAAGCAUGCCAUGAGACGACCAAGAGGCCAAGGUGGGAGAUUCUUGACUGCUGCAGAAAUUGCAGAGAAGGAACGGUUAGAAAAAUUGCAAGAAUUGGAGGACAAGCAAAAGAGUGAUGGUGGAGCUAAGCCUGAAGAAGAGCAGGUCAAACAGGACACCCCCGGUAAUUCAAAUGAGGUUCCAGGGCCUGUUCCAGAGCCAGUGUCAGUACCAGUGCCUGCGGGUAUAUCUGAGGAUGAGACGAUAUUUCAGAAUUUGAUCAACGAAAACGGAGCUUAAAGGGAGAAAGUAGAUAUAGAUAAUAUAGGGGAUGAGGUUCAAAAAAGCAAGAAAAAGGGGGUGGGAAAAUAU
Molecule: messenger RNA, 1318 nt
Organism: [Candida] anglica
Lineage: Eukaryota; Fungi; Ascomycota; Pichiomycetes; Serinales; Debaryomycetaceae
Source: the annotation of a GenBank genome assembly